Molecule: messenger RNA, 2218 nt
Organism: Dermacentor silvarum
Lineage: Eukaryota; Metazoa; Arthropoda; Arachnida; Ixodida; Ixodidae
Exons: 4
Coding region: 182-802 (206 amino acids)
Cellular component (GO): cytoplasm; nucleus
Source: RefSeq, a predicted model, not a curated record
AAGGAAAAAAACCUCCAUGGCGGCAUGCGGGUUGUGUGCGGUUGACGCUUUUGUUGCUUUUCUUACUCGUAGUAAUAGUUUAUGGCUAUUAUACACUGUGACUAACAAGGCUGCACAGAGUUUUGUGCCCGCGUGGGAGGUGUGAGAAAACACAAGACGUUCCGUUAUAGGUUUACUGGCGAUGGAUGAGGUAGCCGCCUUGAAUGAACGCUUGUAUGACUUGCGGAAACCAUUUAAAGUCGCAUUUUGUGCACUGAAAGAGCAGAAAGAGGCCUGGGAAAAAUGCAUGGAAAAAGCCCGCCCUCAUCUGAUUGCAAUCGUCACACUGCGGGAAAUACAGGUGAACUGUUGGACAGCGAAACUUGCGGGCAGCGAGCUCUUGACAAAAUACCCAGAUAUCCGAGUGCGGGUCGUGCGUAGAUUAGAGUACGAGCUGUUCCAGGAGAAGGAAAAGUUGGAAUCAAUACUGAAAACUUUGAAGAAGUCUCAGAAUGUUUGUACCAGUGCUUGUCAGCAAGCAGUUGAAGCCUAUGACCAUUUUGUGCAAAAUCGAAGCAUUGAAGACAUUUGUUUCAGAAGCGAAACGUGUCCGUCAGUGGCUGAUAUGCUGGAAUGGAUAACAUGUACGGAACAGCACUUUAGUAGCCAUGUUCAUGCAAGAGAACUCAUGCUAGAAGAAGCAAACUUUGGUGAAGACUUCAAGGCUGGUGCCUUUGUAAAAGAAUGGAAAGAUGACUCAGCUUUGAUUGAAUCAAUGAAUGAUGUCUUGGCAACAGCAAAAUUCGUAAUGGACAUGGUGUAGAUGUGCAGACCAAUCAUGUGACUUAUGUUGAAUGGAUUGGUUUGUGCUGUAGAUGUUGGCAGAUGUUGGCUUCAGCAUUGUGCAGCAUCAAGGGUAUCAAGAACAGCUGAAUGGAGUACUGUUAUGUUGGAACAGAUUGUUCAAGCAUUAGCACUACGUUGAUUGUUGUGAACAUCACGGUGCAUCCCUUUAUCAUAACAUUAUCUAGUGCUCACUUAGCAACAUUAUUUGCAUUUUCUGGCUGAGUGUACUGCACUGUAUUUUCAUGGUAGUUGCAGAUUUAAAAAAUUAUUUUUGAUGCUACAGACUAGAGAUGGGUCGAUCAGGAGCGAGCCGGAUCUUUUGAGCCGCUCUUUUUAAAGAGCGAGUGAGCCGUGGUUCAGUAAAAGUAAGCGGCGCUUCUUUUGGAGAAAGGGAGCCAGUUCUCUCUCCGAAAGAACCGCCGCUCACUUGAACCAUGACUCACUCGUUCUUCAAAAAGAGCGGCUCAAAAGACAGCCGAAGGAGAGGGGGUGGAGGCGACUCUUGCGAGGAAGGGCGGGAGGGCAGUUGCUUUCUCGCACCGCUAAUAGAUGGCGUGGAAAUUGCACCCAGCAGAAGGGACAGAACGGUUCGCCAUGGGCUCGAGAGAGAGCCGGCCUCCUCUCUUUGAAAGAACCGCCGCUCACUUACUGAACCACUGCUCCCUCGCUCUUCAAAAGAGCGGCUCAAAAGAUCCGGCUCGCUCCUGAGCGCUCUCUAGGAACGGUUCCUCACGGCUCGCAGAACGAGAGCCGGCUUUCUCUCUCCGAAAGAACCGCCGCUCACUUACUGAACCACCGCUCGCUCCUGAGCGGAACUCGCUCAGGAGCGAGCUGGAUCUUUUGAGCCGCUCUUUUGAAGAGCGAAGGAGUGGUGGUUCAAUAAGUGAGCGGCGGUUCUUUCGGAGAGAGGAAGCCGGUUCUAUCUCGUUCAGGUGGGCCGUGCCAGAACGUGCUGUCAGAUCCUUGUCUUCUUCUGGGUUUCGAGGUUUCGUUUUCUAACUGACGAGUGGUGGCCGGCGUGGGCAGACUCGCGCUACUCGUACUCGCUCGCAGUGUGGUGUGCGCAGCAGUCCCUUUGUUUUUUUGUGCAUCCCAAUGCCACCGAAGGGAGAAGUAAAGAAGCCUUAAUUGUCAAAGGAUGGUACCGUUCGUUGCCUGCUGCUGUUCGAACGAUGUCUCGCGACUCUCACCGAUCGCACAUUGUGCGCUGGUGCAACAACACUUCGAAGAUGGUCUUCCGUGUCUUUAAAGACAACAGGUGAACAUACAGUUUAUGUCCUGGUCUUCAUUUGUGCUAAUUAGCGUAGUCAUGAAAAUGUUGCCCAUGGCAUACACUUCAUUGCAUUUUCUGAGCGUGUAUCAUUAGCACAUCAAUAAAAUGAGGCGAAUGAUC